Messenger RNA from Ananas comosus (pineapple), 1267 nucleotides. RefSeq names its product histone acetyltransferase MCC1. The transcript is spliced from 6 exons. Gene Ontology annotation, molecular function: histone acetyltransferase activity; protein-N-terminal amino-acid acetyltransferase activity. The coding region runs from base 294 to 1076 and encodes 260 amino acids. Gene Ontology annotation, biological process: N-terminal peptidyl-methionine acetylation. Gene Ontology annotation, cellular component: Golgi membrane. The record is from RefSeq and is a predicted model, not a curated record. Lineage: Eukaryota; Viridiplantae; Streptophyta; Magnoliopsida; Poales; Bromeliaceae.
GCUUUCCUUGCAUGCACCUAGGGUUAGUUGUACAAACUAAUGAAACCGAUUUCGGGGUUAGGGAAUACUAGGGUUUUACUCUACCUCUCUGAUCGGUUAAUGGUGUAUAGGCAAUCGAGUUCAUGAGUCAUGCAAUUGAUGUUUUUUUGAUGUUGAAAAAGGAAACUAGCUAGUUGCAAACUUGGUAUGGCACUUACAGGGGAUGACAGCAUGGCUGAUGUAUCGUUUGUGUUUUGAAUGGAGCCAGAAUUGUAUUUGGAUGUUCCUCAAGCUGUGGCAUUGCGAAGCUUCUGAUGUUAGACCGUAGUUCUGCACACCGCCCAUCCAUAGUAUAUAGGCCAAUUCGACCCUCUGAUAUUGAAAUUCUUGAGCAGAUUCAUGUUAACUUAUUCCCAAUAAGUUCUCUGGAUAUUCAUAGGUAUGAGAGAGAAUUCUUCUUGAACGUUGUCAAUAGCCAUGGAAUUGUCUCGUGGGGUGCUGUUGAUAUCAGCAGGCCAAAUGGUGAAAGUGAUGAGCUUAUUGGAUUUGUCACUACAAGAAUAAUCGCAGCAAAAGAUAGUGAGAUUGAAGAUUUGGUUAGGUACAAUAGCCCAAGGAAAGAUCUAACACUUGUUUAUAUCUUAACUCUUGGUGUAGUAGACGAGUACAGAAACCUGGGGAUUGCUACUUCGCUUGUUCAAGAGGUAAUAAAAUAUGCUACAAGUAUAUCAAAUUGCAGAGCAGUGUACUUGCAUGUCAUUUCUUACAAUCAGCCUGCCAUCAAUUUCUACAAGAAGAUGUUAUUUAAGCUUGUAAGAAGGCUGCCAAAAUUUUACUAUAUUAGAGGCCAGCAUUAUGACUCGUACUUGUUUGUGUACUAUGUUAAUGGUGGUCGGUCGCCUUGCUCACCACUGGAAAUUGUGGUUGCAUUUGCGGUAUACUUCAGGGGAUUCUUAAAGAAGGUGCUUGCAAAGAUAUGGAAACAUGAGGAGAAAAAUAUCCCUAGAUGGUCCAGAUGUAAAGAAGCAAGCACUCUUUUAGUAACCCAGAACAAGAGGAUACUUGGUGGUGGAGAUACUACUUGUCAGUGUGUUUAACUAGCUUUUGAGUCAGUGACCUCCUACCAUUUCUUCUUCUUUUUUUUUUUUAACAGAAACUUAAUUUGGCAUCAAUGGAAUUAAAAAAUCACACCUCCUUUUAUUGCUUGUUGUUGUAUCCUUGCUUCACUUAGCAUGAUGUUUAUUCUGUAAAAUUAUAUUUCAGUUAACUUAUCCUGGUAUAUCAAUUA